Punctularia strigosozonata HHB-11173 SS5 is the source of this 387-nucleotide messenger RNA. RefSeq lists its product as uncharacterized. Lineage: Eukaryota; Fungi; Basidiomycota; Agaricomycetes; Corticiales; Punctulariaceae. Gene Ontology annotation, molecular function: structural constituent of cell wall. The record is from RefSeq and is a predicted model, not a curated record. The transcript is spliced from 3 exons. Bases 1 to 387 code for a protein of 128 amino acids. Gene Ontology annotation, cellular component: fungal-type cell wall.
AUGUUCUUCAAGCUCUCCUCUGCCGUUGUGCUAGCGAGCUCGUCGCUUGCCAUCCUUGCUGUCGCCUCUCCUGCGGACCUCUCUGAGAGGCAGUUGGGAAGCUGCGGCAGCGGCCUGACGUCUCAGUGCUGCUCGAGCACCUCCUCUUCGAGUGACCAACUCAUCAGCACCAUCCUCGGACUGCUUGGCGAGCUCCCCGUAGCAGGCUCGGUCAUUCCGGUUGGCCUUGGGUGCAGCUCCUCCCUGCUCGGUUGCAGUGGGGACCUGCUGUGCUGCAGCAGCACUUCAGCUACUGGAGGUCUUCUUACCGGAGUCACCGGUGAACUCGGCAUUAAUUGCCUGCCUCUCGCUGGCUCUCUUCCCGUCGUCGGCAGCGGCGGUCUUUGA